Cuscuta epithymum is the source of this 2129-nucleotide messenger RNA. NCBI's taxonomy places the organism in Eukaryota, Viridiplantae, Streptophyta, Magnoliopsida, Solanales, Convolvulaceae. The record is from the annotation of a GenBank genome assembly.
AUAUAAGAAAUAAGAAAUAGUUUUAAUGAAUUUGUUUUCUACAAAAUUUAUUGUUGAUGUAUUUCGAAUAAAUUUUUAAUCUACAUUGUUAUGUCUGUAUGAUCCCACAUCUGAUAUUUUGACUUGCGGUUGAGGAUCUGAGAACAAUGCGAGUCGUGCAUUUGAAGCUUUUCUGGUCGUUUUGGUUGUUACAUGUGUCUGUAUAUGUAGUGUUACUGGUAGGGAUAAGUGAAUGUUUAUUUGCGGAUUUCACAUUCGUUCGGGUAAAAAGUAAAACGAACAUUUUUAACUGUUGUUUUCUGCUUGUGAUUUUAGUUUUAGUAUGAUUUGCGCCGAAUCUGACCGCAAUUUGGUGUAGGAUUCAGUUGCAAUUGUGAAAUUGAGGUUUCAUUUUAGCCGAAUCUGCUUUGCGCUGUACUAUUUUAGUGUUUCCAAAGAAACUCCUUUGAAGUGAGAAGAAAUGACGGGUUUGCUGAUUAUUCAACCUCAUGAUCUCAAAUUCACAUUUGAGUUGCUGAAGCAAAGUUCCUGUUCUGUUACUCUAACCAACACCACAGCUCAAUGUGUAGCAUUUAAGGUGAAAACAACGUCACCUAAAAAAUACUGUGUCACACCUAAUAUAGGCAUCAUCAAGCCAAACUCAACAAUUAAUUUCAGAGUUACUAUGCAAGCUCAGAGGACUGCUCCAGUUGAUAUGCAAUGCAAGGAUAAAUUUUUAAUUCAGAGCACUAUUGUGCCCCACGAGAAGAUGGAAGACAAAAGUAUUUCUGAAAUGUUCACGAAGGAUAAAGGAAAGUACAUCCAAGAGAACAAGCUAAGGGUCAUUCUUAUCAGCCCUCCACAGUCUCCAGUUUUGCAGCCAGUUAAUGGAGUUCUUAAGGAAGAUUCUCCUGACAACUCUCCAACUUUGAAAGAAAAGUUGCAGAUUGGAGUUGAAAAUCUUCCUCCAUCUCACGAGUGGCAGCAUACUGAGAAGAGAGAGGAUACUGAAGUUGGUGCUCGGAAGGAGCCAAGGUUUGGAAAGAUUAUGGAGGUUGAUUUGGCUCAUCCUAAGCCUAAGCUUAACCGAGAUGAGGUUGCAGAACCAAUUUCUGUGGAGGUAAAGGAAACAACAGAGGUGACCUUUUCCAAAAGCUUUGAGGAAAUGAAGGCGAAGCUGGGUGUUGAAUCAGUAUCUGGGGCGGGGGAUAUGCAAACAACAGGAGUGGCAUUUUCCAAAAACUUUGAGGAGUUGACGACAAAGCUAACUGUCAAUCCAGGUUAUGCAGAGGAAUUUUCUGCUGUACAAACGGACUCUGAGGAGUCGAAGCCAAAGUUAGGUGUAGAGCCAAGACCAGUGGAGUAUGUUGGAACAGCACAAGUGUUGUUUCCCAAAGACAGUGAGAAGUUGAAGGAAAAAUUUGUGGCGGGUUUAAGAUCCAUGGAAGAUGUAGAUACAACAGAACAUGUAUCUUCCAAAGACAUUGAGGAGUUGAAGGAAAAGCUAGGUGUUUUGAACAUAAAGCUGAUUAAGGCGGAAGAAACAGUUUCAAAGUUAAACCAAGAGAAGGAAGCAAUUACUAAAGAGAAGGAAACACUGAUGCAGGAAAGGGUUCUUUUGAGGAGGAAGACUGGUUCGAGGAAAGUUCAAGUGGGAUUCCCUCCUCUAUUUGUUUGCAUGGUGGCACUUGUUGGUUUAACAGUGGGAUUCCUCUUACGGUCUUAGUGCCAAUGGGUAUCAUGUGUUCUUCCUUGAGUUUCCGAAUAGUCAAAUGCCCCUAACAGCAAAAUGCUCUCCAAAUCCAACAUUGAAUGAAGAUAUCUUUGUUAUGUUCAACAGAAAGAGAAGAUUGUUAUUAUAUCUUAACAAUAGGGUUUACUUUUCUUUAUAUUAAUAUACAUAGUAUUUAAAUUAUCCGCAGUUCUUUCAUUUUGUCGUUCAUAUUUUAUGAUAUUGGUCAUAGCAUAAAUAUCUAUAAAGAAAUUAUCAGAAUAAGUUAAUCCUUCAAUCUAAAGCAUGUUUGGUGAGUGUCCAAGAUGUCUGAAUUGUCAUUUCCUUUAUUUGAAAUUGUAACUUAUGUUACUUGAGAAGAGAAGCUUUAAAUCUUCAUCAUAUCACAGUUAAUUAAAUCCCAAGAUCUUUGAGAUGG